Molecule: messenger RNA, 578 nt
Organism: Suillus bovinus
Lineage: Eukaryota; Fungi; Basidiomycota; Agaricomycetes; Boletales; Suillaceae
Exons: 2
Coding region: 145-357 (70 amino acids)
Source: RefSeq, a predicted model, not a curated record
UCUGGCCAUCGGAUGCGUUUUGUCUAUGUCUACAAUGCCGAUAACGGAAGUAUGACCGGCUGCCACAACCAAAAUGCAUAAAAGGUGCUUCCAAUUUCACUCCUUUCAAUCAUUCAACCUACCAACCUCACAACCUUCUUCACAAUGCACCCUUCUACAUCUACUACCUCGUCUUCCAAGACUACUACAUCAUCAUCAUCAUCAUACAUCUCGCAAAAUUGCACGCGCCACUCUCAUACCACUCCCGUGUCAAUGCGCAUUUCAUCAGAUGAUGACUCCUGCAUAAACUUCAAUGCACCCCAGUGCUGCCACUGUGGCUGGCGCGGAUCUCACUCGCCUAGCUGUCCCUUCCGCUGAGCACCCACAAUGAUUACGUUUUUUGGACUAUAUUUAUUGCCUUUGCUCGCAAUUGUUCUCAUCAUCCAUCAUCCACCCAUCCAUCCAUGUCGUCAUUCGACUAUUCGAUACCAUCUGUUGUAUCAUCAUACAUCUAUACUCCGUGCAUAAACGCACUUUAGUCGUCCAGGUCUAUCGCAGUUGUAGGAUCAGGCAGGAGCAGGAGGAGGUUGGGCAGGCAG